AUGCACCAGCGCAGAAGCGCAGCAGCUGUCUUCUUCCGCCUGUUCGUCUAUGGCGAGCCUAGCAGAUCAGAUAUCGCACUCCUUGUGCUCGGCCUGGUCUCCGCCGUUGCCUCGGGAAUUCCUUUUCCAAUCAUGUCAAUUGUUUUUGGUCAAUUGGUAGAUGAGAUGAACUCAACGACCUGCAACGUCAACGACACCAAUGGCGACUCAUACCAAGCUGGUAUCAAUGAUAAAGUCUUGAUGAUUGUCUACAUCGGCAUCGCCUACCUCUUUUUGAUCUAUAUUUAUGUUUUUAGUUGGAAUCUGACUGGCGAGAGAUUGGCUCAACGUCUGCGCGAGAAAUAUUUCAAAGCCCUUCUCCGCCAGGAUGUGGCUUUCUUCGACAACCUCCCGGCUGGCGAGGCGUCUUCGAGAAUUACGGGUGACAUUACCACCGUGCAACAAGGAACAUCCGAAAAGGUUGGCAUUGUUAUCAACAGUCUUGCCUUCUUCGUCACCGCGUACGUCGUGGCUUUCAUCAAGGAUCCCAAGUUGGCUGGAAUGUUGGUCUCCUUAACCCCCGCCUACUUGCUCAUGUCUCUGUUGGGAGGAUAUUUCGUGCAAAAGUAUUUUGGUCGCGCACUGGAGAGCAUGACCAAGGCAUCUUCAGUAGCACUAGAGGCAUUUUCCAACACGAUGGUGGUUCAUGCCUUCUCAGCCAACGUGCGGCUUGAGGAGAAGUUUAUCGAGUUUCUGAAUCCUGGAAGGAUUGCCGGAAUUCGCAAGUCAAUCGCCACGGCCACCCAGGCGGGUUUGCUUUACUUUAUUGCUUUCUCGGCCAAUGCAUUGGCCUUCUGGCAAGGGUCUAGGCAGAUUGCGGAUUCGGUAGAGUCCAAUGCUGGUGGCAUGACAGUCGGAGCAACAUACACCGUGAUUUUUAUUCUAGUGGAUGCAUCCUUGAUUCUCAGUACAGUGGCACCUUUCAUCCAGAGCUUCGACGCCGCUUCGGUUGCCUUCACAAAAUUGAAGGCUGAUAUAGAUCACUCAUCCACGAUUGAUGGCACUUCCAAGGAUGUUGGAGAAGUGUUGCCAGAGGUCAAGGGGCAGGUGGAGUUGCGCGAUGUUUCAUUCUGUUUCCCUUCUCGCCCAGAUAAGCCAGUCCUUCAAAAUUUGUCGCUUUCCUGUCCCGCCGGUCAACAAACUGCCAUCGUCGGCUUGUCUGGAAGUGGAAAGUCUACUGUUGCCGGCUUAGCAACAAGAUUUUACGAUGCGACCGAAGGAACCGUUAUGUUGGAUGGACAUGAUGUAAAAGAUUUGAAUGUCCGUGCAUUGAGGAGCCAUAUCAGUCUUGUCCAACAAGAGCCAUGUCUUCUCGAUCGAUCAAUCUUCGAGAACAUUGCCUUGGGCCUGAUCAAUUCCCCUCUGCACACACAUCUCCAACCGAUCCUGACUGGCACCGCGCUGAUUAAAAUUGCUGCCGCUGUGAGGGAGGGCCAAGCCCUUUCGGCCGCCUCUCUAGGACAUGGUGACCAGGCGCGAGAGGUGGUGGACUUGGUUGAGGGUGCCGCAAAGCUGGCUGAUGCCAACGGGUUUAUUGAGAGGCUUCAAGAAGGCUACGGUACUUCGGUUGGUUCCAGCGGGAACCUGAUCAGUGGCGGACAGAAGCAGCGUAUCUCUUUGGCCCGGGCCUUGGUGAAAGACCCGCGGAUUCUCAUCCUCGAUGAGGCCACAGCGUCUUUGGACUCAGCCACAGAAAUGCGCAUCCAAAAAGCCUUAGAGAGUGUGGCCGUGGGCCGAACUGUUAUUACCAUUGCCCACCGUCUAUCUACCAUCAGGAAUGCGGAUAACAUCAUCGUCAUGAGACAAGGAAAGCUUGUUGAACAAGGCACUCAUACGGAGCUGCUGGCAGCCAAUGGUGCCUAUGCAGAGUUGAUUCGCCUUCAGAAUCUCAAUGUCGACAAUUCUGAAGAGGGAACAUCCACCCGAUCGGCGUCGCCUGUGAAUCAGAUCACAGAAAAGGUUGAACCCACUCUUUCCGUGACCGAUGAUGUCCACGAGAAAGAUGAAACGGCCGAUGCUUCUGCUGCCCAAGACUCCAAGCCGAAAGAGGCCGGCGGUGUUGUCGACACAAAUAGGCCAUUUUCCUCAACAGUCAGUUCCCUGGGCUCUAUGUUCCGGCCAUAUGCAUUUGUUCUGGUCCUCGCUGUGACCGGCGCCGUUGUCAUUGGCGGCACAUACUGCGCUUCAGCAGUGAUCUUUGGUAACGUCGUGGGUAAGCUGAGCGGUUGCGAGGAACCUCAGAAUAUCCGCGAUGCUGGAGAAUUCUACGGCCUCAUGUUCUUCGUCCUCGCCAUCAUUGAAUUCUUUGCAAACUUUUUCAGCUGGUCUCUCUUUGGUUGGAUGGCAGAGAAUGUGAUUUACAAAGUCCGAGUUCUUUCGCUACGAGCCAUACUCGAGCAGGAUCUCCAAUGGCACGAAUCCAAUGACCGCAACCCAUCAUUGCUACUUUCCUUGAUCACCAAGGACAGCAAUGCUCUUGCAGGCCUGACAGGCUCCGUUGUGUGCACAAUUUUGUCUAUCCUCAUCAACCUAUUCGCUGCCAUCAUCAUGUCGCACAUUAUCGCGUGGCGCAUCGCCCUUGUCUGCCUUGCCGUGGUACCUUUGCUAUUGGCUGCUGGCUGGAUGCGAGUUACCUCACUGGCACAGUUUGAAGAGCGCCACCUAGAGGCUUUUGCUCGGUCAGUAGGAAUUACAGUGGAGGCCGUCAACUCGAUCAAGACCGUCAUGUCUCUUUCUAUGGAGGACGAGAUUAUGGGAACAUACCGUCGCUCAUUAGCGGCACCCAUGAAGGAAAUAACCCGCCAGAGUGCCUGGGCCAACAUCUGGCUUGCCAUCGGGUACGGUCUCAGCAACUUCUUAUAUGGCCUGGCAUAUUGGUGGGGAGCGAAAAACAUCAUUGCAGGAUAUUAUACUCAGACACAGUUCUUCAUCGUCCAGCUAGCGCUGCUCGUCAGCUCACAGCUGUGGGGACAGAUGUUUGCCCUGGCCCCUGAUGUCUCGCGUGCCUUCCAGGCCACCCGUCGGUUGUUAAAUCUGCUAGACCUGGGAUCCACGAAGAAACUGUCAGCCCCUAUCGAAACUCUGCAGUCUAAGAGCGACGUCGAAUCCACGGCAAACACGCGCGAGAAGGUCGACGACGCUCGCAAUGGCAUCAGUGUCUCCCUCAAGCAAGUCCAUUUUGCCUAUCCCGCACGACCAGACACCCGCGUGCUUCAUGGUUUGAAUAUGGAGGUCAAGCCGGGUCAGUUUGCCGCUUUAGUCGGGCCCAGUGGUGCUGGAAAAUCGACCAUCAUUUCACUCGUCGAGCGCCUCUACUCCCCCGAAUCCGGCACCAUCCAUGUCGACGGCCGAGACAUUGCCUAUGGUGACAUCUCAUUCCGUGACAACAUUGCAUAUGUACCACAGCAGAGUGUUAUGUUUGAAGGAACUAUCCGCUUUAAUCUUGCUCUUGGCGCACGACCUGGCCACGAAGUUACGCAAGAGGAGUUGGAACAAGCAUGUCAAUUAGCCAACAUCCACGACGUCAUUGCGCAGCUUCCCGACGGAUACGAUACACACUGCGGGCCAAAUGGUGAUCGUCUCUCCGGAGGUCAGAAGCAGCGACUGGCUAUCGCGCGGGCGCUGAUCCGAAAGCCGAAGCUGUUGCUCCUAGACGAGUCGACAAGUGCUUUGGAUGCAGAGUCUGAGCGACUGCUUCAGGAUGGAUUGGAGAAGGCAGCCAAAAGAAUGACUGUGAUAGCGAUUGCCCAUCGUUUGUACACGAUCCGCAAGGCGGAUGCUAUUUUCUUGAUUGAGGAUGGGCGUUGUGUUGAGCAAGGCACUCACGCCCAGCUGAUCGAGCGGAGUGAGACUUACAGGGUCAAUGCCCUGAACCAGACAGUGGAUGGAUAA
Messenger RNA from Penicillium egyptiacum, 3930 nucleotides. NCBI's taxonomy places the organism in Eukaryota, Fungi, Ascomycota, Eurotiomycetes, Eurotiales, Aspergillaceae. The record is from the annotation of a GenBank genome assembly.